Colletotrichum truncatum is the source of this 1833-nucleotide messenger RNA. Its product is annotated as MFS transporter. The record is from RefSeq and is a predicted model, not a curated record. Gene Ontology annotation, biological process: transmembrane transport. Gene Ontology annotation, cellular component: plasma membrane. NCBI's taxonomy places the organism in Eukaryota, Fungi, Ascomycota, Sordariomycetes, Glomerellales, Glomerellaceae. Gene Ontology annotation, molecular function: transmembrane transporter activity.
AUGUUGACGGAGAAGAAGACGGGAGACAGGCCCCUGAAGUUAUCGACGAGUAGUAUAGUAGAUAUCCGCAGCACCGAGUGCGAUGGCGAGAGCGACAAGGCCACUGACGCAAAGAAGCUGAAGGCAAAAGGUUCCGAGGCUGAUGAAAGCGCCGGGAAGAGAGGCAAAUCAGUGCAUCAAACCGUCGCAGUCGGCGCACUAACCCUUGGUCUAUGUCUGGUAGCGUUCGCCGCAGCAGUAGACAACACAAUUCUCGGAACGGCCAUCCCGCGCAUCACAGCCGAGUUCAACUCGCUCCAAGACGCUGGGCUGUACCGUAGCGCCUCACUGGUCGCUUCGACGGCGCUCCAACUGCCCUACGGGAAAGCAUAUGCGCAGUUCAAUGUCAAGUGGAUCUAUCUCGGCAGCCUCCUCAUCUUUGAAGCUGGCUCCAUCCUUUGCGCCGCUGCGCCCAGCUCCACUGCCCUCAUCGCCGGACGUGUCGUCUCGGGCGUCGGGGCAGCGGCGCUCUACUCGGGCGCCAUCAAUAUGCUCGCAAUGACAGCAAGUCCACAAAAAGCCCCCGCGCUGUUCGGCACUCUGUCUAGCAUGUUCGGACUAGCUUCGCUGGUUGGUCCACUCCUUGGAGGCGCCUUCACCGACGCACCGAAGUUGACGUGGAGGUGGUGCUUCUGGAUCAAUCUGCCCAUUGGCGGCGUCGCCGCGAUAUUCAUCGUGCUUGUGUUCCGAAUCCCCAAGCCGCCACCUCCUGAAGUGGACGCGGAAACGGAAAUGCAAACGGUUAACAGUACGGGCAAUGGUGUCCAAGACAUGCAAGACAAAACAGCAACAGUAAUGGUCCCUCCUCGACACCCAGACAGCCAGAGCGUAGCAACGACCACUAUCCUCUCUUUUAUCGAAAAGAUGCAGAAGAUGGAUCCGCUAGGCACUGCUAUCCUGAUUCCGACCAUGGUGAGUCUGGUAUUGGCCCUCCAAUGGGGCGGGACAACGUAUCCCUGGUCAGAUGGACGGGUUUGGGGCUGCCUGGUCUGUUUUGGCGUUCUCGCAGCCGCCUUUUUCGUCUCGUUGUGGUUCACUGGUGACAACGCCGUGAUCCCGCUCCGUCUCCUCCGAGACCGCACCGUUCUGGGUGGCGUGCUGACGAUUUGCUGGCUCUCGGCGGGCUUCUUCACACACGUCUUCUUCCUGCCGUUUUAUUUGCAAGUAGUCCAGGGCAUGAGUGCCACGGCUUCCGGCCUCCGCCUCCUCGCCUACCUCGGAGCCAUGGCCUUGGCCGGCGUAAUGGCCGGCGGAGCCAUGUCAUCGGGCCCCGGCCGCAGAUUAUCGAACCACAGGCCGUACGCCUGGGUCGGCUCGGGCCUAUUCAUAGUCGGAGCAAGCCUGUUGCACAUGCUGAGCGUCGACUCGGGGUUGGGCAUGGUUGUAGGCUUCCAGCUGCUAUCAGGUGCCGCUCUCGGCGUCGCGUGGCAGGUUCCGUACAUCGCGAUACAGCGGUCAGAGAAGCUCAAGAAGCGGCCGGGCGAUGUCGCCAUCGCCAACGCCUUGAUCACCUUCUCCAACUCGUUCGGCGCCGUGCUGGGCAUUACCAUCGCGCAGAACAUCUUUGUAAGAACGCUUGCCACGGGCUUGGCGGAUGUGCCGGGCUUGGAUUCUAGUCACGCCGACGCUAUUGCGAAGGCCGGCCAGGCCGCGCAUCUGAGCGAUCCCGCCUUUUUGCCUCAAGGGCUCCGUACCCUUGUGUUGCAGGUCUUCAACAAAGCCAUCACGUCGACGUUCACUUUUGCUGCCGCCGCCGGAGGCGUGGGCUUUUUAUGCAGUUUCAUUUUCCCAUAG